GGUCCUACCGUCCGUAUAUUAAAACAAGAUGGCGGAUUGUGGGGACCACUCUGAUUGCUCUUGUAUUUCUAACACGACAGGGUCUCAAUCAAUACAAGAGCUUGAGUUUUCUAGAGGGAUCUGGAAUGCUGCAAUGGACGGAGAUGAACGGACAGUGACACGGAUGUUAUCUGAAGGUACGGACCCAAACAUCCAGGAUACUUCCGGAUACUCCCCUUUGCAUUACGCUAGUAGACACGGACAUUAUGGUGUAGUUCACAAGCUUUUAAUAGCAGGGGCUGACCCCAACCCACAGACGCCAGGUGGAGUCACACCACUACACAGGGCGGCUUAUAGUCGCCAUGGUAACAUCGUCAAGCUGUUGCUAAGCAACAACGCAGAUCCUUCCUUGAAAGACAGUGACGGAAUGACAGCUUUACAUAAAGGUGCUGAAGGAGGUGACGUAAACAUAAUUAAAUUAAUAAUUAAUAAUUCGCCGUCACUUCUAAACGUGACUAACAAUAAAGGAGAGUAUCCUAUGGAUUUAAUUAAAGACGAGAAAAUAAAACUAGAAAUUAAUAGUCUAAAAUGUGACCAUAAUUGACAAAAGGUACCUUAUG
This is a messenger RNA of Amphimedon queenslandica, 599 nucleotides long. RefSeq names its product ankyrin repeat domain-containing protein 39-like. Gene Ontology annotation, molecular function: ubiquitin-protein transferase activity; protein binding. NCBI's taxonomy places the organism in Eukaryota, Metazoa, Porifera, Demospongiae, Haplosclerida, Niphatidae. Bases 29 to 583 code for a protein of 184 amino acids. Gene Ontology annotation, cellular component: BRCA1-BARD1 complex; BRCA1-A complex. Gene Ontology annotation, biological process: protein K6-linked ubiquitination. The record is from RefSeq and is a predicted model, not a curated record. The transcript has 5 exons.